This is a messenger RNA of Eimeria acervulina, 519 nucleotides long. RefSeq lists its product as hypothetical. Bases 1 to 519 code for a protein of 172 amino acids. The record is from RefSeq and is a predicted model, not a curated record. The transcript is spliced from 2 exons. Lineage: Eukaryota; Apicomplexa; Conoidasida; Eucoccidiorida; Eimeriidae.
AUGGCAACAACCACUUAUCCUUCGCCGUAUCCGGCGUAUACAGAGACAUAUCUCACCCCGGAAGGGUAUAUUCAAGGGGACAGCAGCAUUAACAGCAUGGCGUACUACGCUGGUGGCCCGGACCCGACGCAGUCCUGCGCUCCUGUCGCUCAACAGAUCCACCAUAAAGAUGCAAUUGAAGUUCAACAGUUUGACCCCAUGCCAGCGUACAAUUACUUCCCUCCAACAUCUCCUCCCCUCUACGAGCCCGCUGCUGGAAGCCUGGGCAUCAAUUACCAAGAUCCAAAAAUGCAAACUUUCUGCCAUGCAUUCGGCAAUGACUUCUCCUUUUACAACACCACCGCAAACAGUGGGAUGCCUCAAGGUUAUCACAUCGCCAUGCAAGGAUUUCCAGAGGCAGUGGAAGCUCGAGCAGCCAUAAAAAAGGAAAUACACACGCCACCAUCCAUGGUGCAACAGGCGCAGCCAGAUGCCCAACAAGCCAAAAAGAACAAAAGAAGGUCAAUGGCCUGCUGCUGA